Messenger RNA from Osmerus eperlanus (European smelt), 2600 nucleotides. It is a transcript of the gene pcdh2a1, whose product is annotated as protocadherin b. Gene Ontology annotation, molecular function: calcium ion binding. The transcript has a single exon. The record is from RefSeq and is a predicted model, not a curated record. Gene Ontology annotation, cellular component: plasma membrane. NCBI's taxonomy places the organism in Eukaryota, Metazoa, Chordata, Actinopteri, Osmeriformes, Osmeridae. Bases 189 to 2600 code for a protein of 803 amino acids. Gene Ontology annotation, biological process: homophilic cell-cell adhesion.
CGAGCUAGCCAAGGCACUCCAAAUAAUCAGUUCUGUAGGACAGUCAAGCAAUUGUUUUAGGAAAUGCCUUUUCAUUUAGAAACACUGCAACUACCUUACAGCCUAAAACCACCAAGAUCCUAUUCGUUUUUGUUGUUUUAAGAACGUUAACGAUAGUUACAUCGGGAAGAAAACCUGUUUCUAUAAGGAUGCAGCAAAAAGGACUCUGGAUUGUCUUUGCGUUGUGUGUGAUAUGGCGCACUGCUUUGUCUGUGACAAGGUACUCCAUUCCCGAGGAGAUGGAAAGAGGCUCCGUAGUAGCGAACUUAGCCGCAGAUUUGGGACUGGAGCUUGGAGGAUUGGUACACCGUGAGGUAAAGCUCGAUAUUUUUCAUAGCAAAAGAUACCUGGAUGUCAACAAAAAAACUGGUGAGCUUUCUAUCGUGGAGAAAAUAGACAGAGAAUACCUUUGUCCGACGAAAACGGCUACGACCUGUUUUGUUAAACUAGAUCUUAUCAUAGAAAGUCCCUUACGCAUUUUCAACAUUGAGUUGGAAAUCACAGACAUAAAUGACAACGCUCCCCAUUUCCGAAGGGACAGGGUGGAGUUGGACGUUUCCGAAUCAGCCACACCGGGGGAGAGAUUCUCCCUACCCAAUGCAGUUGACCCAGACGUUGGUUUUAACACAGUCAAAACGUAUCAGCUCAGUGAAAGUGAACAUUUUACCAUAGAGAUUCAGACAGGGAGUGAUGGCACUAAAUAUGUUGACUUGGUUUUGACAAAGGCCUUAGACCGAGAGGAGCACUCGGUCCACAAUCUAAUAUUAACGGCCAUUGACGGCGGAGUCCCAGCACGCUCUGGCACAGCAAAUAUUGUUGUUCGAGUGCAGGAUACAAACGACAACGCCCCUCGGUUCGACCUACCGGUUUUUUCCGUUAACAUGACCGAGAACUCUCCAAUUGGAACCCUUGUAACGAAACUAAACGCCACAGAUAUAGACGAGGGUCCUAACGCAGACAUAACGUACGCGUUUACACUUUACACAUCUGAGAAAACUCAGGACAUCUUUGCACUGAAUCCAAACACUGGAGAGAUAACAGUAAAGGGAACUAUUGACUUUGAGGACAUGAAAUUCUACGAGAUGCACGUUGAGGCAAAAGACAAAGGCGAGCAGCCCCUGUUGGGCCAGUGUAAACUAAUAGUUCACGUAACGGAUAUGAACGAUAACUACCCAGAAAUUACUAUUACAUCUCUUAAAGGUACCGUUAACGAGGAUAUCCGCGUCGGCACAGUCAUAGCUCUUAUAGGUGUAAGCGACAAGGACACGGGAAACAAUGGCAAGGUGAGACUAUCAAUUACCCAGCCUCUACCAUUUAUUUUGAACAAGUCCUCUGAUGUUCAUUAUGAGCUCAUAGUAUCAGAACCUUUAGACCGUGAAAAAGUUCUGGAGUAUGACAUCACACUGGUAGUGAGUGAUGAAGGAACGCCCUCUUUAUCUGAUAACGAAACGAUUACUUUACAUUUGUUGGAUGUCAAUGACAAUGCGCCCCAGUUCCCUCAGUCGUUCUACACAAUUCCCGUUACUGAGAAUAACGCACCUGGGGCCUUGUUAAGUUCCCUCACUGCGUUUGAUCCUGACCUCCAUGAAAACCAGUAUCUCGUGUAUUUUAUCAUAGAAAAGGAGAUAGUGAACACCUCCAUGUCCAUGCUGUUCUCCAUCAAUCCAGAGAAUGGUAAUCUUUACGCACUAAAGACGUUUGACUACGAAAUAGAGAAGGAGUUUCUUUUCCACAUUGAGGCCAGAGACUCUGGUGUCCCUCCACUCAGCAGUAACGUUACUGUUCACAUCGUUAUUGUGGACCAGAAUGACAACACACCAGUCAUCGUCUCUCCAUGGCGCGCACACGGGUCCAUGGUGGAGGAAAAGAUCCCCAGAUCCAUCGAUAAAGGAUCUUUGGUUUCCAAGGUGAUAGCCAUAGACACGGACUCGGUACAGAACUCUCGCAUUACAUAUCAGUUUCUCCAGGUGACUGACGCCACGUUGUUCAGUCUGGAUCAAUACAACGGAGAGAUCAGGACUAUGAGAAUGUUCAGUUACAGAGACCCACGUCACCAACGGCUGGUUGUCAUCGCCAAGGACAACGGACAGCCUGCGCUCUCUGCUACAGUCACCAUAAAGCUCUCCACGGUGGAGACUGCUUUUAAAGCCUACUCUGACAUGACUGAAGUGCCUCUAGAAUAUGACAUCUUCUCUGACCUCAACCUGUAUCUGGUGAUCGGACUGGGCUCGGUGUCGUUUCUGUUACUGAUCACCAUAUUGGUCACCUGCGUGCUGAAGUGUCAGAAACCGAAGCCCAGCAAAGCGGCUCCUCCCUGCAGGAACAGCGUGAUCAGCGAGAGGAACUCCACCAUCGCGGAUUCCACCCUGGUCUCCAACGAUGCGUACUGGUACAGCCUGUUUCUAGCGGAGACGAGGAAGGGGAAGCUGGUAGUCAGACAGCCUGUGCCAAAGGGAUCCAGAUACAUCGUGUCCAGUAUUCCAAGAAGCACAGGACUGACAGAGACCAGCGACUCCGCUGCUUCUACUCUGCAGGUGAGACGAGAGUUUUUAAUGUUGUGA